This is a messenger RNA of Pararge aegeria (speckled wood butterfly), 1113 nucleotides long. RefSeq lists its product as uncharacterized. The record is from RefSeq and is a predicted model, not a curated record. Bases 40 to 1056 code for a protein of 338 amino acids. The transcript is spliced from 10 exons. NCBI's taxonomy places the organism in Eukaryota, Metazoa, Arthropoda, Insecta, Lepidoptera, Nymphalidae.
CCAAUAACCUUUUUUACUUUAACAAGAACUUUCGCAGAGAUGCAAAUGUUAAACAAAAUAAUUUUAAACAUAUUUUUAAACUUAUUAUUUAUAGAGCUAAUGGUGAAAGCAGCCGAAAAUGAUGAUGAAGAUACAACGGACCAGACUGAAGAAGAGUGGCAUAUGGAUUUUAUGCCGACUGGAUAUCUACCAGACAGCGUGUAUAGGGAACUUGCUUGGUACGGUAUACUCCAGAUUCAACCAUUACAUCAUAGCACGAAACAUAAAGUUGCCGCCCAGCUUAUAUGGCAGCACACUCUUGGCAGGCCACAUGUAAUAAUGGAAAGUCCUCCUCAGUCGACUCAAUCAGAAGGUAAAAUAAGUAGACAGAUUCUAGCUGAAGAAGCAGCGAAGUGGUCAAGGGAGCAACGCGCAGCGCAAGAAGUGCUAAUGGAAAAUAUUAAGAGCGGUGGAAAUGGACUCACUGUUAGGACUGUUGUAACAACUCAUUAUAAAACAACUUAUAUCAUCCAGAAUGGUAACUAUUUCGAAUGCCCCGAAGGUUCAGAACCAGACCUGGACGCUUAUCGUGUUCAAGCAAAUAUGCACGAACGGAAAUGUACAUAUGGGCAGAAUUCUAUACCUUUAUCAGUUGAUCCUUGCAUUGAAGCUGAAGUUGCGCCAAUAGAAUACUCGUUCCAUGAAGGUUGGAUGUUCUGCCUUGGAAAUGGGGAACGUGAAAAUAAUUACUUCCAAAAUGGAACUUUAGACUGUGGUAAUAAAACAAAGAUAUCAGUAAGCGAGUUUUUAGAGAAGUGUGCGAUAGACAACAAUAUCGUUAUCAGUUUUGAUUACUUUGGUGAUGAGCCUAGAAAGGAUAUGAUGCACAACGCUACACUUUGCACCACUUGGGACCCGUGUAAAUUAUCCUAUUUGUACCGAUUAGAGCCACCACCAGCUGAAUUAAGUCCAGCUUUCCCGACUGAAACGCAAAAUCCUUGUGAUACUACCGUGUGUCCCGAAUGUAUUGUUGGUUACACAGGCAAUGAAGGUGUACCGAUUGAAUUGGGUGAUUGAAUAAAAUCGUCGAAAAAUAAGCAUUGCCAAGACUCAAUAAAAUGUUACCAUAAAACA